Cooperia oncophora is the source of this 225-nucleotide messenger RNA. The record is from the annotation of a GenBank genome assembly. NCBI's taxonomy places the organism in Eukaryota, Metazoa, Nematoda, Chromadorea, Rhabditida, Trichostrongylidae.
AUGACGGUUCUGCAACAUCAUGCAAUCAUUGGAGUGAACACCCAUGCAACGUAUCAUAUGUACGAGCAGCGACGACCAAUCAAAUUCACUCGUGGCGACCUCACACUGCUCGCUAGGAUGAAGCAAGUAGUACACGACAACUUAAAUCCGUUCCUUGGUAUUGCUUUCAAUGAAAAGUCUGAAAUGCUCUUGUUAUGGAAAUUCUGCUCUCGAGGAACACUACAG